GUUAAAAAUAAUAAUUAGAUAUUAAUUUAUUGUUAUAUCAAAAUUUUACAAGUUACAAUAAAACAUGCAAACAAUUUGUAAUCCAGAUCCCUGCUGUUGUCCACCGAUACCCGUUCCAUCAUGUCCACCACCAUGUUCGUCAACAACAAAAAUCAAGGAUCCAAGUUCAAAGUAUUACGAACAAAUUGGUGCGGAGAUGAUAGGUAAUCAAUUGAUCAUUCGUAUGGAAAAAGAUAAGUCCAAAUCCAAAAGAAAAUUAGAUCAAUGGGAUCCACCUUGUGAUUGCGACGUUAUCGAAAUACAAAGACCGACCAGUAAAUCAGGCCCUAAGGUUUUAAAUGCUAGCAAUAAUAAUCGAGUUUUGUUUCGUGUACAAUCGAAGAGUCAUCUAGGUAAUAAGGAUGAUCCAGUAAAUAGAUCUCAAGCUAUUUCUUAUGAGCUUGGGUCGUGCAAAGGCGGUAAGAAUGACGAACAUCGAACUUUCACAUUUUAUCCUUCGUACGGUUAUCCUGGAUCGCAAGAGAUACAAACCGAUCAAAUCGUCGAAGGCAAUGAAAAUGUUUGUUUGUUGAGAAUCAAAAAGAAACCGGACACGAUGGAGAAAAUUAAAAGAAAUGUCGAAUUGGAACUUAGAACACCGAGACCACCUACGCCACCCUUACCCAUCCCUUCUAAGAUUUCUAUUCGAAAAGCAAAACGACCGUCGGAUAAAACAGAAAAGAAGAAAAAGAAAAAGAAAAAGAAAGAAAAGAAAAGUAAAAGGUCGAUUUAA
Molecule: messenger RNA, 772 nt
Organism: Vespula pensylvanica (western yellowjacket)
Lineage: Eukaryota; Metazoa; Arthropoda; Insecta; Hymenoptera; Vespidae
Exons: 4
Coding region: 65-772 (235 amino acids)
Source: RefSeq, a predicted model, not a curated record